GUUCCAUUAGCACUUUCCUUACAUCGUGAACCACGAUUGACGCCAUUCCCCUCGCCCAUGCCCCCUCGUUUCUCGACGGUCGCAAUUCUUCCUUGCCUUACCAGCUCCGUCGCGCCAUUCAUCCGGUCUCCGACCCCUCGCUUCCUUCGUAGAAUGGCAACCCUUCCCCCUGACAACCGCCCCAUUGUCGUCUCAGGCCCGUCCGGCGUCGGCAAGGGAACCCUCUACAACCUGCUCUUCCAGCGCCACCCCGACACCUUCACCCUCUCCGUGUCGCACACCACGCGCGCCCCGCGCGACGGCGAGCAGCAUGGCGUCCACUAUCACUUCGUCCCCAUGGAGCACUUCGAGGACCUCAUCUCCCGCGACGGCUUCGUCGAGCACGCGAAGUUUAGCGGCAACCGCUACGGCACAAGCAAGAUGACCAUUGAGGAGCAGACCCGCAAGGGCAAGGUCGUGGUGCUGGACAUCGAAAUGGAGGGCGUGAAACAAAUUAAGCAGUCCGACGUUCCGGCUCGCUUCGUCUUCAUCGCGCCGCCCGAUUGCGACAUCCUCGAGGCGCGCCUCCGCGGACGCGGUACUGAAACUGAGGAGAGCAUCCAGAAGCGCCUGGCCCAGGCCAAGAACGAGCUCGAAUACUCCAAGACCCCCGGUGUUCACGACAUCAUCAUCGUCAACGACAAUCUCGAGAAGGCUUACAAGCAGCUUGAGGACUUUGUAUACAAGCCUCUCGACGCCUGAAUGAAUCAUGAUAAUAUGACCAACUAGAUAGACGAUGCUAUAGGUUCGCAUAUGGCGGCCAUUCAGAAUAUUUGAAGCGAACACCGCAGCUUUCUUCUGCGUUAGUUUAGGCACAUUGGGAGCAAAACAGGCGCAGAUAACUCCCAUUACGAGGUGCCUACGUGGAGGUCUUGUCCCCUCUUCAUCCGUGCUCUGCAUGUAACCACUCUGUACGACGUGACAACAGACUCUGAUCGUAUGCGAGCGCGAGCUAAGAGGCCUGAUUAUAAGAUAGGGAGAAAUGGUAAAGAAGAGCCUCGUGGGCUUCAUGGGCUACUAAAGACAAAUUGAAUCGCGUGCAAACAACGUACAGCCAAC
Messenger RNA from Purpureocillium takamizusanense, 1098 nucleotides. It is a transcript of the gene GUK1, whose product is annotated as Guanylate kinase. NCBI's taxonomy places the organism in Eukaryota, Fungi, Ascomycota, Sordariomycetes, Hypocreales, Ophiocordycipitaceae. Gene Ontology annotation, biological process: purine nucleotide metabolic process. Gene Ontology annotation, cellular component: cytosol. The record is from RefSeq and is a predicted model, not a curated record. Gene Ontology annotation, molecular function: GMP kinase activity. The coding region runs from base 58 to 741 and encodes 227 amino acids. The transcript is spliced from 3 exons.